UUCAAUGGUGGAAGUGUGCGAUUCUCGUGCUCGGCCCACCGCGACUUAUUCCAGGACUAUGUUGAAUUGAUCACAGUCAAACCUCUAACGCCGUUCUCCAGAGAUGGCUGCAAUGACAGAUGCUUAUAUGAGCUUCCUGCAAGGAAUAAAUUCGAGGAGCUUCCCGCGAAUAAAGUUGAGGUCGAGUUCCGCUCAAGCAUCCAGCUGCCUGAACGACUCGCUGCAGCACCGAUGUCACUCGCAAGAAAGUUUCGUUGACUUAGGUGAGGAAAAUCAGGAUGUCUUCCGAAGGAGCACCUCACUGCCCUCAUUGGACCAAGUAGAUGGAUACCUCAGCAACUCUCUGUCACCAGGGCAGGGUCAAGAAAGCACAUCUGAAGCAGUAAAGAAUCGAGUUCGGGGUUGGUGGGCCAACAUGAAAUAUGGCUGGAAUGCGAUGAACUCAGGCGCACAGAUCGACAUCAGUGAUCUCAGUGGAGCCGAUCCCAUCUACUUACUGGGACAUGUGUACCACAAUAAAAACAAUUCGGCCUCCUUCAAAAAUUUCUUCGCGGAUUUCUCGACCCGCUUAUGGUUCACCUACAGACAAGAUUUCCAGCCUAUGCAAAGCACGGGUCAUACAAGCGACUCAGGAUGGGGCUGUAUGUUGCGAUCGGCGCAGAUGAUGUUAGCCGAAGCAUUUAUAUUCCACCUCCUGGGCCGUCAGUGGCGGUGGUGUCCGCAACAACAGCAACAAGAACAUGGAGUCCAUCGGAAAAUCAUCAAGUGGUUUUCGGACGAUCCCGAUACGACCGAAGCUCCGUUCAGUGUUCACAACAUGGUCAGAGCCGCCGCUCAUUGCGGGAAGAAGGCAGGUGAUUGGUUCGGUCCGUCGACAGCUGCCUAUCUGCUGAAAAGAUGUCUCGAAGAAGCAGCUGGAGUAGCUGAUUCCAAAGAGAUCUUUGAGCAGAUGGCCAUUUACGUAGCCCAGGACUGCACAAUCUAUACGCAAGACGUCCUCGAUUUGUGCACAAGUGAUCCGAACAUCGAAUGGAAAUCCGUAGUGUUGCUCAUUCCUGUUCGAUUAGGGGGCGAGCGCGUGAAUGUAAAUUACAUUCAUUGCAUAAAAGAAAUCCUCGCGUACCAAAACUGCCUCGGCAUCAUCGGCGGGAAGCCGCGGCACUCCCUCUACUUCGUGGGUUUCCAAGGCAAAAAACUGGUCUACCUCGACCCGCAUUACCUGCAGAAAACCACAGAUACGUCGAGAUUGAAUUUCUCUGUGAAUAGCUUUCAUUGCACAACGGCGCGGAAAGUAUCAUUCUCCAAGCUAGACCCUUCGGCCACAAUCGGAUUCUACUGCAAGACCCGGAGAGAUUUCGAGAGCUUCCAAUCUAUUAUGCAGAGCGUCACCGAAUCUUGUCCACAGAACCAAGGCUACCCCGUUUUCAUCAUCAGCGAGGGGAGUUCAGCGCUGGUGAACCAAUUGAAUCCGCUGGAGACUUCUCAGGAGAGAAUCCUCCGGGUCCACCGGAAUAUCAUCACGCCUCAAGGCACCGUUCGGCGGGAGUCGGAGGAAUACGUGGUUCUCUGAUGUGUAUUACGCGUCCGAGAGCUUCGCGCCGUAUCCAUCCGGGAUCAUCGUUGAAAUUGACCGCGUAAACUUUCUCAAAUGUCGCUGACGGGUGCGGAGCUCUAGAUCGACUCCCAGGCACCAUCCUGGCGGAUAAGUCGUCGAUACGUGUACAUAUGAAGCCCUCAUUCAAAGCGCGCAACAACAACUCUUCAAUGUAAAGAAGGGGCAAACCCUUGUAAAUAAACACGAACUCCGU
Molecule: messenger RNA, 1808 nt
Organism: Galendromus occidentalis (western predatory mite)
Lineage: Eukaryota; Metazoa; Arthropoda; Arachnida; Mesostigmata; Phytoseiidae
Gene: Atg4b
Product: Autophagy-related 4b
Exons: 6
Coding region: 104-1570 (488 amino acids)
Biological process (GO): piecemeal microautophagy of the nucleus; mitophagy; aggrephagy
Cellular component (GO): cytoplasm
Molecular function (GO): protein-phosphatidylethanolamide deconjugating activity; cysteine-type endopeptidase activity
Source: RefSeq, a predicted model, not a curated record